Messenger RNA from Caenorhabditis angaria, 1306 nucleotides. The record is from the annotation of a GenBank genome assembly. Lineage: Eukaryota; Metazoa; Nematoda; Chromadorea; Rhabditida; Rhabditidae.
AUGUAUAUUCUGCUAUUUAUUUCUGUUUUUUGCUCAAUUUCGAGUUAUGUCAACUCAUAUUUGGCGAUAUUUUAUGGAGGAGUUGGCUCAAGUAUGAAUUGUACGAAAUAUUCGACUGUCUCUUGGGACACUUGUAUGACAAAUUGUGAAAGUAAUGCAAAUUGUUAUGUGAGUUGGGAAGAGACAUUUUCAAAAAAUUUUGAAACAGUGAAAUUUCUGAAAAAAAAAAUUAAUUUUUCGAAUAAAUUUGAAAUAUUCUAAAUUUUUUUCUUUCAAAAUUGUAAAACUGGAAAAAGUUAGACAAACUCUACUUCCAACUUAAAGCCUUUAAGGUUCUCUAAAGUUCAUUUAAGCUCUCUGGAAUCCUAUGAGGCUUCCAAAGUUCUUUCGGACCCGCUAAAACUUUCUCAAGACCUCUGAAGCCCUCUAAAAGUCCCUAGAAGCUUUCUGGAGUUCAUUAGGGCCCUAUGAAGCCGUCUGAACAUUCCUGAACUCAACAAGGUCCUCCAGGCCUCAUAAAGGUCCCUUGGCUCAUGUGAGGCCCCUAGAAUCUCCUAAAGCCCAUUAGAGCCCAUCAGAGCCUGUCAUAGGCUUCCCAAACUCCAUUCCCUUUCAAAAUUUCAAUCUAAAUUCCCAGCUCGCCUACACUUCCCCUACAAUUUCUUGCUACAUCUGCGGUUACGGUGGAUUCAAAGGCAUCACAUAUUCUUCCUCGGAAACCGAUUAUAUUUUUGCAAUGAAAACUUGGUCAAGCAAUUGUUCCUAUAAUCAGGAUAUGUUAAGCUCUCAAAAUAUCGAUGUUCUUAAAACGUGCCCCGGUGGUUAUGGUACAGUAACCCGAAGCAUUUAUACAGUUUGUGCUCAGAGAUUAUACUACAAUAUCUAUAAGACCAAAGCUUUUGCGGUAAAUUUGUGCAUCGAAAGAACAUUUGGAUACGGUGGGAAACUGAUGGGUUUGAAUACUGAUAUUGAUCGGAUUAAUGGUGCCGCCGCUCCAGCUUCUAGCAAUGUUUAUGCGUACAAUUGUAGUCUUUGGAUUGGCUUAGAGCUUCAAAAUAGUGUACUUAAAAAUCCUUGUGAACUUUAGGAAUACAAUGAAAAAAAUUUGCAGAUUUGGACAUGGACUGAUCCUUAUAUGAGUGGAGCGGGAAGCAUUGUAUGGGCCUCGGGACAUCCGAAAACUGGAUACACAUGUGCCUCUCUACAAUAUGGAACUGCACUUUUACAAAGUGAGAAUUGUGCUGCAGCUAAGUGCACAGCGAAAUAUUGUCCAGGUUCUUGUUUGUGCGUGUUUCCUAUGCAAUAA